Messenger RNA from Ascoidea rubescens DSM 1968, 641 nucleotides. RefSeq lists its product as uncharacterized. Bases 140 to 523 code for a protein of 127 amino acids. The record is from RefSeq and is a predicted model, not a curated record. Lineage: Eukaryota; Fungi; Ascomycota; Saccharomycetes; Ascoideales; Ascoideaceae. The transcript has a single exon.
UGAAGAGUUGAAAUUUGUUCAAAAAAACUGUGUGUUAAAAUUUUUCAGGUUACCCGGCAUCAAUUCUCCAGCAGCAGGAAAACGCUUACCCGGAAAACCAGCAUUCGAUUCAGUGGUGUGGGUUGAUGACUAAUCGUAUAUGAACGAGAGUGAGUGUUUUCUUUCACUUUGGUUCUUUUGCCCUGGAUCAGAAGUGCUUUCAUUGAGUCCAAUGUUGGUGCAGAGAUGCUGGACUGUGAGAAGUGCUUGUAUUCUACUCAGGCUUCCUUCCACUGCUCUUGGUGCCAUUCUGGAGCCUCUGUUCUGGCUCUUCCCUUCUUAUCUCUUUUCUUCUCUUCUUCACUUCUCAUCUCUGUCCACCAACACUUCCCUCUUUUUCCUUCUCCAUCAGAGUACUUCUGCUGGAUUUUGGUGUGAAUUAUGGUUCAGGCUGGAGAACAAUAGGGCUCCAACUGGGCUGCCCCCCUCAAAACACAGCCAAAAAGUCCGUUUACUGGGAGGCCCUGGCCGGAACACUAUUUGAACCCCACUCUGCAUCCAAUCACGAUAUCUGAUACAAAACUCCGAAAGUAAACUAAUCGCAAAAAGCUGAAUUUUUCAUCUUCCAUCAUUGAAUGUUAUUCUUAUAAAUAACCAGUUAU